This is a messenger RNA of Phragmites australis (common reed), 1104 nucleotides long. Its product is annotated as transcription factor MYB30-like. The record is from RefSeq and is a predicted model, not a curated record. Bases 150 to 869 code for a protein of 239 amino acids. NCBI's taxonomy places the organism in Eukaryota, Viridiplantae, Streptophyta, Magnoliopsida, Poales, Poaceae. The transcript has 2 exons.
CCAGCCGCGCCGCCGUGCCCGAGCACACACAACGAGCUCCCUCGCUUGCCAAGACCCAGCAAACUUAGCAAUCGACGCGUUCACGAGGAGAGCAAGUGCGACGUCGCCGGUCGGUCAAGAAGGAGAAACUAAAGGACGUUAAUCGGCAGAUGGGGAGGGCUCCGUGCUGCGAGAAGAUGGGGCUCAAGAGGGGUCCCUGGACGCCCGAGGAGGACAGGAUCCUUGUGGCGCACAUCGAGCGCCACGGGCACAGCAACUGGCGCGCGCUGCCGAAGCAGGCGGGCAUUCUGCGCUGCGGCAAGAGCUGCCGGCUCCGGUGGGUCAACUACCUGCGCCCGGACAUCAAGCGCGGCAACUUCACCAGGGAGGAGGAGGACGCCAUCAUCCACCUCCACCACAUGCUCGGGAACAGAUGGUCGGCAAUUGCUGCCAGGCUGCCUGGGAGGACGGACAACGAGAUCAAGAACGUCUGGCACACGAACCUCGUGAAGCGGCUCGAGCCAAAGCCAUCCAGCCAGGCUAAUGCUGCCCCCAAGCGCAAACCCAAGAAGCUGCAGCCUGAGGCUGUGACGGUUGACGGCCCGAUCACCGUGCCGGUUUCGCCGGAGCAGUCGCUCUCGACGUCGACCACCAUGGCCUCGUCGUUGGAGAACGCGGGCAGUUUCACCUCGGAGGAGUUCCAGAUUGACGACAGCUUCUGGUCGGAGAUGCGGGCGAUGACGGUGGACAGCUCCGGUUCCGGGAUGGAGACAGAGGACGGCGCCUUCGGUGCGGACGGUCCGUCGCCGCAAGCGACCAACGACGACAUGGACUUCUGGCUCAAAUUGUUCGUGCAGGCUAGUGACACGCAGAUUUUGCUCCAGAUUUAGGCAGAAGUACUUAAUCAAACAAGAUGUACUUAAUCAUCUUAUUUUUUAACAAAAGUACCCUUGUUAUUUUCUUUUUAUUAAUUUAUCCUUGGUUAGAAGUACUCUUUGACGGAGAUAUCAAGAUUUUGAUUUUAGUAGGUAAUUUUAGUUUCCACAAUUGUUUUUUUAUAUUUGGGGUAUCAAUAUGUUUUAGGUGUGGUAUAAAGAAUGUAUCGAUAAUUUACCAUUUUAUUCA